CAUAUGUCGUUGCUUUGAGUGGCCGCUAGGUAAACUUUCGCUCUUGCAGCUGAUCACCUGAUAAACGCAAAAGAUGGCUGGCCGGUUAAUGCAAGCAGCACGAUGCCCGACAGAUGAACUGUCUCUCACCAACUGUGCGGUUGCAAGUGAGAAAGACUUCAAAUCUGGACAGCAUUUGACUAUUAAAAUCACGCCAACUCAGAAGUUUAUUUUCACAGUGAGAACCCACCCAAGCGUGGUUCCUGGAACUAUUGCAUUCAGUUUACCUCAGAGGAAAUGGGCUGGACUUUCUCUAAACCAGGAUGUGGAAGUCAGUAUCUACAACUUUGACCCAUCAAGACAGUAUGUCGGAACCAUGACACUAGAGAUUGACUUCCUGCAGAAGAAGAGUGUUGACAGCAACCCUUACGACUCUGAUAAAAUGGCCAUUGAAUUUAUCCAGUUUUUCAACGCACAGGCUUUUAGCAUGGGCCAGCAGUUUGUCUUCAGCUUCUGUGAUAAGCUCUUUGGACUGGUAAUAAAAGAUAUAGAGGCCAUGGAUCCCAGCAUCCUCAGGGGUGAGCACAACUCCAGCAAAAAACAGAAGAUUGAGAUUGGUCUGUUGCACGGCAACAGUCAGGUGAUUUUUGAAAAAGCUGAGAGCUCAUCUGUAAAUUUGAUUGGAAAAGCAAAGACCAAAAGUUCUCGCCAGUCCAUUAUCAACCCCGACUGGAACUUUGAACGCAUGGGCAUCGGAGGCCUGGACAAGGAGUUCUCGGACAUCUUCCGCCGGGCCUUCGCCUCUCGAGUCUUUCCUCCAGAUAUAGUGGAGCAAAUGGGCUGUAAACAUGUGAAGGGGAUCUUGUUGUUUGGGCCGCCCGGCUGUGGUAAAACCCUGAUGGCACGUCAGAUUGGUAAAAUGCUGAAUGCCAGAGAACCCAAGGUGGUCAACGGGCCUGAGGUUCUCAACAAAUAUGUGGGCGAAUCAGAGGCCAACAUCAGAAAGCUGUUUGCUGAUGCAGAAGAUGAGCAGAAGCGGUUGGGGGCCAACAGCGGUCUGCACAUCAUCAUAUUUGAUGAGAUUGAUGCCAUCUGUAAGCAACGUGGCAGCAUGGCAGGCAGCACGGGGGUCCAUGACACUGUGGUCAACCAGCUACUGUCCAAGAUUGAUGGUGUAGAGCAGCUCAACAACAUCCUGGUUAUUGGGAUGACCAACAGGCCUGACUUGAUUGAUGAAGCCCUCUUGAGGCCUGGUAGAAUGGAGGUCAAAAUGGAGAUUGGCCUGCCUGACGAAGUGGGCCGCCUUCAGAUUCUGAGUAUACACACAGCAAAGAUGAGGCAGUCUAAUAUGCUGGCCAAAGAUGUUGACAUAAAGGAGCUUGCUGUCGAAACCAAGAACUACAGUGGAGCAGAGCUGGAGGGGCUUGUUCGGGCCGCCCAGUCGACUGCCAUGAACCGCCACAUCAAGGCCAGUGCACAGGUAGAAGUGGACACAGAAAAAGCUCAGACUCUGCAGGUCAGCAGGAGUGACUUCUUGGCCUCUCUGAAUAAUGACAUUAAGCCUGCCUUUGGUACCAAUCAAGAGGAUUACUGCAGUUACAUCAUGAACGGCAUUGUCAAAUGGAGCAAUUUUGUGUCUGACAUACUGGGAGAUGGAGAACUUCUGGUGCAACAGACCAAGAACAGUGAACGCACACCACUAGUAACUGUGCUUUUGGAGGGGCCUCCUCACAGUGGGAAGACUGCACUGGCGGCCAAGAUCGCAGAAGACUCCCAGUUCCCCUUCAUCAAGAUCUGCUCUCCAGACAAAAUGAUCGGCUUUGCAGAGAACGCCAAGUGUCAGGCCAUCAAGAAGAUUUUUGAGGAUGCCUACAAGUCCCAGCUUAGCUGUGUGGUGGUGGACGAUAUAGAGCGUCUGCUGGAUUUUGUUCCGAUUGGUCCACGUUUUUCUAACCUGGUGCUGCAGGCUCUGCUGGUGUUAUUGAAGAAACCUCCUCCUCGGGGUCGUAAGUUGCUGAUUCUCGGCACAACUAGCAGGAAAGAUGUUCUGCAGGAGAUGGGCAUGUUGGACUCUUUCAGCACUACAGUUCACAUCCCCAACAUCUCUAGAGGAGAACACCUCAUGGAGGCCCUGGAGCUUCUCGGGGGCUUUCAGGACAAAGAACGAGCAACUCUCGCAAAAGAGGUGAAAGGAAAAACUGUGUGGCUGGGCAUUAAGAAGCUUCAGAUGCUCAUUGAGAUGUCACUGCAGAUGCCUCCUGAAUACAGAGUUAACAAGUUCUUGGCACUACUGAGAGAAGAAGGAGCGUUUGGGUCUGAAAAACAUGUGGCCAUAUAGUCUGGCAGUCCAGGAAAGUAGCCUGACAAACCAAGGCUAUUAUGAUGAAGUUGUAAAGGUGUCAGGAAAACAAUAUGUGCACUUGAGUGACAGAGAGAGCCAGACUACAACAUAUAUCUCUAUCCCUCACUUUCUGAACCGUAUAGUGUACUGCAUGUUGUUUCCAUGGCAUCUACAUGAAACUGCCUUUACCCUGUUCAACACCAGCAUCUUGACACCUCAGUUUUGUAUAGUGCCUCAUUUUUGUGAUUUUUGGACACGUGUAUAAAAUAGUACAUGCAUGUGUGUGAAGACCUAUAAGGUGUUUAUAUAUAUAUAUAUAUAUAUAUAUAUAUAUAUAUAUAUAUAUAUAUAUAUAUAUAUAUAUAUAUAUAUAUAUAUAUAUAUAUAUAAUGUGUCAUAUUUAUAUGUAUGUAGUGAGAUUAACUAUUCCAAUCAAUGAUGCCUUACUCCUUAAAUCUUUCACAUUGUCAUUAAUGCCAUCUUUUGUAUGUUUCAGUACAGACUUAAGCAAUUCUGAUUCUUUUUCUGACCAAAGCUUCCAUGUCAUGUUUGGCUUUUGUUUUGUGUUUUAAUGAAAGGGAACUGUCUGCCCUUCUUAGGUCUUUCAGAAGUUUCCAUGUCAGCAACAUGGGAAAGGUUGUAGUCUAAGAGAUGAACAGCCCCUCAUCUUAGCCUAAAGUGAGAGGGACUCAUUAUUUUUUUCAGAGUCUAACAAAUGGGGCAAGCUUUGAAAUCAAAGUGGCAUAAAGAAUUGUGCACAUAAAGUAAACCCCCUGACCUACCUCACCACUGCCAACAGUGCCAGGACAGUUCACAUUGGCUUUUAAUUCUCCUCUUCUUUAUCUCUUGCUUACAUAUACUGUGUGUAGCCCCCUCUUUUUCUCUUUUUAUGACCCUGUUAUGACUAUUACCAUUAAUGUGAAAUUAAUAGUAACCGAAGUGGAGUUUAGAUGCAGAUGUGUACAUUACUGAACUUGGAAAGCGUCACACACACACAGUACUUGUAACAUUUAUUUUCUUUGUAAAAACAUUUGAAGUAUAGCAUGCAAUAUUUGCUGUGCUUCAUGGCAUGGCUGUUUGGAAUAAAUUAAUUCAAUAAUUUUUCUCAUGAGAAAUAUGAAUUAUGUAUUAAACUGAUUAAAAAUAGAUUUUAAGAUGGCAAUAAAAGACUCAACUGUUAUUUGUAAUUAUGUACAUACAAAGAAUCUGUAGCUGUGCUUUGAGACUUAAAAAGUUCCCAGGUAGAGAAGUUCCCAUUUUUUUCUCCUUGCUUAAAGCAGAUUAGCAUUUAAACUACUUGCCUCCAUUUCCACGACACUGUCCCUGUUUCCGAAAUAGUGUACUGUCAGAGUAUGUACUUUAUUUGAUGAAAGACGCACUUCUCGGUCAGAAAAAUAGGAAAUUUUUUGGGUAUGCUAGCAAGUAGUAUGAAUAGAUUCCGGACAUAAUUUGGCAUUGUCUGAAACCAACGGUAGCCGUCUUGUUGCCUUGCAACAAAAAAGUGGUUGUGAAACCUGUCCAAAACUAGUUUCUGGAGAUACCUUCAUACGCAAACGCUGUCUGUUGAGUCAUUUACUGAUAGGGCAGCAAGGCAACAAGACAGCUACCUUUGGUUUUCGGAAGCAGCCAAUAUUUAAAAACUACAAUACUAAUUUAUCUUUUGAAUCAAAAGUGGGGAAAAAAUACAUUUAUACACAAAUUUGCUUGAGCCACCAUUUUUUUUUUCUUCGACUCAAUGCCAUGGAUCUAUGCACAGGAUUGUGGGAUUUCAUAGGUAGGGAAGGAUACAUCUAUGCUGUCUUCAACAAUUGACCAAAUGAAGGUAUCUCAUUAGACAGGUAAUGUCUCAUUCACUAUAUCAGUAUUACUGAAUUAUAAUGACCUGCAAAAAAGUAAUAAAGACAAAGAAAGCGCGAAGAAAACCGGCAUGUUGUUUCCAUGUUUGUUUUCCAAUCAGGCGGUUAUACCUUUUAAAUCCGCAUGUAAGUUUAAACUUUUGUUUGUCGGGUGAUUGACAGAUGA
Xyrauchen texanus (razorback sucker) is the source of this 4342-nucleotide messenger RNA. RefSeq names its product vesicle-fusing ATPase-like. The record is from RefSeq and is a predicted model, not a curated record. The transcript is spliced from 22 exons. Gene Ontology annotation, cellular component: Golgi stack. Gene Ontology annotation, molecular function: ATP hydrolysis activity; ATP binding. Lineage: Eukaryota; Metazoa; Chordata; Actinopteri; Cypriniformes; Catostomidae. The coding region runs from base 74 to 2317 and encodes 747 amino acids. Gene Ontology annotation, biological process: Golgi to plasma membrane protein transport; intra-Golgi vesicle-mediated transport; SNARE complex disassembly.